Hyaloperonospora brassicae is the source of this 984-nucleotide messenger RNA. The record is from the annotation of a GenBank genome assembly. NCBI's taxonomy places the organism in Eukaryota, Oomycota, Peronosporomycetes, Peronosporales, Peronosporaceae.
AUGACUCGCACAGGCCACGAUGUUAGCGUCGCGUUUGCGCUCAACAUUGCCGCGGGUGCAGCUACGAUCCUAGGCGGCUUGGUCGUGUUUAGCAAGCGGCUCGUGUACUUGGCCAACCCCGCAAGCUUAGCGGUUGCGCUCAGUGUCUCGUCCGGUGUCAUGAUGUUCAUCUCGUUCGCCGAGAUCUUUGGCGAGUCGGUGCGCUCGUUCCAGAGCGGCAUUCAAUCAGAGAACAUGACAAAGGAGACGGCCGAAGGGCACAGUUGGCUCGCGGCCAUGGGCUCGUUCGGGGCCGGCAUUGUCCUCAUUUACGCGGUGGACGUCGUCGUGCACAAGAUCUCACCCGAGCACGAGAUGACAGAGAUCGAACGCCUCGACGGCGUCCGCGACUCGCUCCGCGACUUGAUCAGCAGCAAAGCACUGCCAAAGGCCUCGCCAUCGGGUCUCGAGACGGGUCUCUCGACGUCGGCGGACCCAACAAGUCAGUUUCUCAAAAUGGACGCCGCCUCGCAGCGGUCGCUACAGCGCAUGGGGGUCCUCAGUGCCCUCGCAAUUGGCAUUCACAACCUCCCCGAAGGCAUUGCAACGUACGUCGGUGCCAUGCAAAAGUCUUCGGUCGGCUGUUCGCUUGCCAUUGGCAUUGGCCUGCACAACAUCCCCGAAGGCAUUGCCGUGGCAGCUCCGAUUUACUUUGCCACGCGCUCGCGCUGGCGAGGCCUCAUGUGGUGUGCGAUCUCAGCAGUGGCAGAGCCCAUUGGCGGCGUCAUUGCGUGGCUGGCGAUUGGCGACGGCAUGGACGCCAUCUCGGAAGGCAUUCUCUUUGGCCUCGUGAGUGGCGUCAUGGUGUGCAUCUGCGUGAAAGAGCUGAUCCCGACCGCGUACAAAUUCGCCAAAGGCAAGACGGCGAUCGUGGCCUUGGGGAUGUUUGCGGGGAUGUUUGUCAUGAUGUUGAGUUUGACGCUGUUUGCCUACGCGGGCGCGUAA